This is a messenger RNA of Cataglyphis hispanica, 1698 nucleotides long. Its product is annotated as golgin subfamily A member 6-like protein 22. Lineage: Eukaryota; Metazoa; Arthropoda; Insecta; Hymenoptera; Formicidae. The record is from RefSeq and is a predicted model, not a curated record.
AUCAAUUAAAAUAAUUCUUUUCUUCCACAAUCAUGCAGAAAAAGAUACAUCAUCCGGAAAUGCAAUAUCUCUUGAAACGCGGGCAGACAAUCGAAAAAAUGAGAGCAUCUAAAAGACCUCGGGAAUUAAUAAUGACAAAGAGCGCUUUUCAACGUUUCGUGGAUUAUAUUACAGAAGAGGACAGAAUAAUGGCACAACAAGAAAAAGAAGCCGCAAAACUAGCAGCUCUGAAAAAAGCGACUUAUGAAAAAAGCAAAACGUGGGACAGUAAAAUAGAAAAUAUUAAGGCAAGACAAAGAGAGGAGUUAUUGUCAAAAAGACAAAAGGCUGAGGAAGAAAGGAAGAUGUUCGUAAAGGAAAUGGCGGAAAAGAAAGCGAUAGAGCGUGCAGAAGUGGUAAAGCAAGCAAGGAAAAUGCUUCUGCAAAAAAGGCCUCAUUGCCGGCGGAUUAAUCGCGGUCUCUUUGCCUCCGAGUGUUUCAGAGAACUGGAGGCCCAAGUGGCGUUCCAGAAUACUAUUAAGAUGAUGGACAAGGAACAAGAUAUAGAAUAUAUUAAUUCGUUUAAAACGAAUAUCGCGAAACAAGAGAAGCAGAAGAGGGAAGAAGAAGAGGAACGAGCGAGAAAGAUGGAGGAUUAUAACAUGGAAUUGAAGAAACAGAUUGAAGAGAACGAGCGAGAGAAUAAAUUAAGAGCAAUGGAAGAACUGGAAGCUGAAAAACAGGCUCAAAAAGACAUAAUCGAAAAUAUACGACUCAUAAAAGAGAAAGAAAUGCAAGACAUAUUAAAUAAAAAGAAGAAACUCCAGCAAUUUUUCAAUGAAGCGAUAGAAGAAAAGAAACGAUUAGAACUGGAAUUAAAGCGCAACGAAGAAUUUGAGGAUCGAGCAUUGGAAGUCUACCAAAAGGCUAAAAAUCAAAUACAGAAAAUCCAUAAAUCGGUAAUUCUGACAGAGAAAAAAGAGAGAGCGAGUAAACUACAAAUUAUAGCGGAAAAACAUCAGCCAAUCGGACAAUUUUGUGAAAUCAGGGAACAAAAAAUCUCGAAUAAAGCUAUUAAAGAGAUAAAGGCGGCCGAAGAAGAAAAGCAGAAAGCACACAAGGAACGAGAGGAAACAAUGCGUGCUCUUAUAGAAGAAUAUAAGCUUCGUGAUGCGGCUGUAAAAGCAAAACAAAAGCAAGAGGAAAAAGAUUUAAAAAUUUGGGAGAUGAUGCAAAGAUUUAAGAAAAACGAAUAUGACGAGCAAAUGAAUUUGGAAGAACGAAGGCGACAACGGCAACAGAAAUUAGAUUACGGAAUUGAAUUGCAGAAAAUUGCUGAGGAGAAACAAAUUGAAAAGAAGCGCGAGGAAAUCCUUGAAGUUGCAGCAACGGACACGACACUUGUGAUCGAGAAGGCUAAUCGAAAAAUUUUAGCUUAUGGAAAUGAAGUUUUGAAUGAAUCGAAGGGUGUGAGACCACUUUAUCCAAUCAUCAAAGCUAUCGAAGAAUGUAAGAAGGAAAUGGGAUUAAAUGACCAAAAAAUCGGAGAAACUAUCAGAGCGGAUCGGUCGAAAAGAAAACAUGGAAUCCUUCACUGUACUUGCAUGAAAUCUAUACCAGCUAAUCAACUAUAUUGUUGCAGCAAUCACUGUUCACAAUAAACAGCGAUAAUUUGUAUCUUAUGUUUUGGUCGUUAUCACGUGAUUCAUAUGCAGCAUU